This is a messenger RNA of Daucus carota subsp. sativus, 1116 nucleotides long. RefSeq lists its product as uncharacterized. The transcript has a single exon. NCBI's taxonomy places the organism in Eukaryota, Viridiplantae, Streptophyta, Magnoliopsida, Apiales, Apiaceae. Bases 157 to 915 code for a protein of 252 amino acids. The record is from RefSeq and is a predicted model, not a curated record.
UGGAAACGGACAUGUCAGCCAUCUCAUUUCUUCUCCAAGUAAAAAUCAACCACUACUAAUAAUCCUCUCGCAACACGCUCAUUAACUUAUCCAUUUUCCUAAAAUUCAUCCAACUGUUAUCAUUUGAGCGAAACGAAAAACCAAAACUAUUCAAAAAUGGCGAAUAAAUCUGCUGUGAGUUAUGUGAUCAGUGAUGAACAAGAUGGAUUUGUAGCCGUUGAUUUCGACUUGUUCGACGGUCACGAUGACGAGAUUCGCGACUGGGAGAUCGUAGAUGAUUGCUCUUCGAUCGCUGAGAAGAGUGAUGACGAUGUGGCUUUUACUGGUUCCGGACGGUCUGACGUGGCGUCGGAGUGUUCGUCCGAUGAAAUUACUGUUCAAGAUUUGAAGUCGCUCCCGGAGUAUUCGCCGGAGAUGUUCGCCAGUCAACGUCAGUCAAUCACCGGUGAUGGUGACGUCGUCGAGUAUGUACCAGGCGGUGAAGUGGAAGAAGAAGAAGAAGACGAUAAUUUGUGUGAAAACGGGGAAGAUUUACACGAGUUAUUCGCCAGCGAAGAUUCGAAGCCUGUGGCGGAUAUCAUCGUCGGUGAUCGAGAUUUGGACUCCGUCGAGUCGAUUCAGGAGAUGAUCAUCCGUGAACGUCGGUUGAAUUAUGAAUUGCCUUUGAUCCAACCGUACCGUGAUUAUGAUUACGAGUAUGAUUACGAGAGGCAGGAAGAAGAAGUUGAUUAUGAUCUGGAUGAUGAAUUGGUCCCGUACAGUGCUAAAGUCAAAUUAGGGCGUGAAAGAAUGAGGAAAUUGGGGAAAAGGUCAUGUAGCAAGUUAGUGAAGUCGAAAAGGUUGACUUAUAAUUACAACAAGGCUGGCUGUCUCCGGGGAAAGCAUGGGCUCGGAUUGAAGCACAGUUUGAUUUGAAGGAAGGUUCUGCAUUAAUGUGGUUCGCUUUCUCGACAUGGUGAUCUUGUUUAGUUUAUGUAUCUAGUAGUUUAGAGUAACUAAUUUCUGAAUUAUGCGUCAUUGUUGGUUUCAAUUUCAGCGUACAUAUCAUUGUUGGUUUCAAUUUCAGCGUACAUAUGAAUCACUGAUGUUUGUCUAAUGCAUUUCUAUUUCGGUGUA